UGUGAAUUCAUGAAGGAGUUAUGUAUAUCUUUCACCCUAAACUAAAUUUUCAUUUUUAGGCUAACUGCCUUUAGGAAAACAUUGUCGUUGAUGGUAACUUUCAUGGUGCUUACUUAAAGUAUUUUUAGUUAUAACAACACAAGAGGAUCAGACACUAUUUUUCAGAAUGCGGCUGGAACCAUUCACAAAAUGGAUUUUUCGUUAUUUUCUUUAUCUUAUGUGGUACUUCUUCUCAAAUGAGCUCCUGUGGCAAGCGCAAGAUUCUCGCUGGAUCUCAGUCUCCACAGUCUCUCAUUGUAGGAGGAACAGAAGCGACACCAAACUCUUGGCCAUGGAUAGUUAGUUUGACUCGAGGAGGCUCUAUUCAUUGUGCAGGAUCAAUUAUUAACAAAUAUUGGAUUUUGACAGCAGCUCAUUGUCUUGUACAAUCAACAAUGCCUGCAACGUUUUACUCCGGAAUUACAAUAAAUGUUGCAGAUCAUAGAACAGACACAACUAGUGUUUAUGAAUACUCUUUGACGUCAGUUGCCAUGUAUAUUCAUCCUAAAUAUUACACAAACGGACCUGUAUAUUUUUUGGACUAUGACGUUGCUUUGUUGAAACUGCCAACACCUUUGAACUUUACCGAACGUGUGCUGCCUGUUUGUCUUCCUAGUCGAGAUGAUAUUUUUAACGGAAAUGAUACAUGUUUUGUGAUUGGCUGGGGACGUACUGCAUCUGGCUUCACUUCUCCAUACUUACAACAGGUGAAACUUGAUGUUAUUAGUCUUCAAGAAUGCAAUAGUUCUAGAUUUUUUAACGGGAGAGUCUCACCAAGGUCAGUCUGUGGUGGUCGUAGAUCAGGUGGAGUCAGUGCAUGUAAUGGUGAUAGUGGUGGUCCCUAUCAAUGUAAACGCAAUAAUACUUGGAUACAAUUAGGGAUAGUCUCUUGGGGGGCAGGAUCGUGUGAGCAAGCUAGACAUUACAGCGUGUUUAUGGAUGUCAGAAAAUUCUUGGAGCCAUUUAUUGAAACAAUUCAAAGAGGUCAGAACACUAAUCUAACCAUGUACUACUCAAGAGCAAUUGGAGUUGUGUUUCAAAACUUAUCAGAACUAUAUUCCUCGAAUCUUUCGGUUAUUUUAACGAAUAAUGGAGAAUUUUCUGAUAUCGACAUGGUUGGAUAUUUUCAAGCACUUCCUUAUCAGAUUGAGCUUGUGAAGCAAACAACCUUAAUUGAUCUUAUUACUGUUUCCGGACACCAAGAUUUAACUUCAAAUACGACGACAAUACAACAUAUUGCUUCUGUUUUUGUCCGGUAUAUAUGUAUCCUGUAUGCUGAUUUUAGAUCUGGAAGAUCGGGCAGACGUACUUUUACACCUGAUUCCAAUAGUACGAUUGGUGGAGCUGGUAGUUGUUCCUUUGAAAAUGGCAUUAACAAUUCCAGAUGCACAUGGAAGAAUGUUAAUUAUCCACUUGACAACUUUGAUUGGACCAUCCAUUCAGGCUCAACACGAAGUUCGAGCACUGGACCUAGCUCAGACAGAAGAGGAUCGAUUUGUGGAAAAUACAUUUACAUUGAAACAUCAGGUCCCCGUGUGCUGGGUGAUAAAGCAUGGUUGGUUAGCAACUACUUUAAUACAACAAUUAAAUGUUUUACAUUUUGGUAUCAUAUGUAUGGAUCAACAAUUGGUUCUCUUAACAUAUACCAACAAUAUAUGGGAGGUAAAUUAAAGCUGUUGUGGACAUUAGUUGGCAAUAGGGGACAUCGAUGGAACAGAGGUCAAGUUACAACCAACUUUACCGAAGCAAAAACGAGGAUCAUCGUUGAAGGUGUUCGUGGCUCCAGCUUUACGGGUGAUAUUGCUCUAGAUGAUUUUGUUUUUCUUAAUGGCUCAUGUGAUAUCCAUCCCACCUAUGCCGAACCACGUUUUAUCGAUACUACAUCAACAAUUUCCCCAACUCCGAUGAUUUCCUACGGUAGUUGUACCUUUGAAAAUGGCAUUGACAAUUCCAGAUGCACAUGGAAAAAUGUUAAUUAUCCACUUGACAACUUUGAUUGGACCAUCCAUUCAGGCUCAACACUAAGUUCGAGCACUGGACCUAGCUCAGACAGAAGAGGAUCGAUUACUGGAAAAUACAUUUACAUUGAAACAUCAAGUCCCCGUGUGCUGGGUGAUAAAGCAUGGUUGGUUAGCAACUACUUUAAUACAACAAUUAAAUGUUUUACAUUUUGGUAUCAUAUGUAUGGAUCAACAAUUGGUUCUCUUAACAUAUACCAACAAUAUAUGGGAGGUAAAUUAAAGCUGUUGUGGACAUUAGUUGGCAAUAGAGGAAAUCGAUGGAACAGAGGUCAAGUUUCAACCAACUUUACCGAAGGAAAAACGAGGAUCAUCGUUGAAGGUGUUCGUGGCUCCAGCUUUACGGGUGAUAUUGCUCUAGAUGAUUUUGUUUUUCUUAAUGGUUCAUGUGAUAUCCAUCCCACCUAUGCCGAACCACGUUUUAUCAGUACUACAGCAACCAUUUACCCAACUCCGACGAUUUCCUACGUUACAUCUGAUUUCAAUAGUACGAUUGGGAGAACUGGUACUACAGCAACCAUUUACCCAACUCCGACGAUUUCCUACGUUACAUCUGAUUUCAAUAGUACGAUUGGGGGAACUGCCACACCUACCUCAACAAGCAGAAUUGGUGCAAAUGAGCCGGGAAUCAAUAUCUGUUCUGCUUUAUCAAUAAGUUCAAUAGGACUGUUGUGUCUCCAAACUAUCCUAAUGGCUCAGGAAGUAGGACCUGUACUUUGACAAUAAGGCAGCCCCUAAACAUUGCAGUGAGGUUUUGUGAAAAUUUCGCGUGAAUGCUCAAUACAAUAAAAAUUAUAACACAUGAAAAAUAGAACAUAAUCUACAAAUAAGUUUUAAUGUAACCGAAAUUCUCAAAUAUUUAAAAUAAUUAUUCGUAGAAGUAAUUCUAUGCUAACCAUAAUGUUCUUUGAAUGAUUAACAAUCGUCGCACAAAAUAUUAGGAAAAUUCUCCGUACCAAAAAAGAUGCAGUCAAUUCUUUUAAAACUGUAUAAUAAAUGUGUAAAGGAAAAUAAAACAUGGUUGCCAUAA
Xenia sp. Carnegie-2017 is the source of this 3087-nucleotide messenger RNA. Its product is annotated as MAM and LDL-receptor class A domain-containing protein 1-like. Lineage: Eukaryota; Metazoa; Cnidaria; Anthozoa; Malacalcyonacea; Xeniidae. The record is from RefSeq and is a predicted model, not a curated record. Bases 237 to 2777 code for a protein of 846 amino acids. Gene Ontology annotation, molecular function: serine-type endopeptidase activity. Gene Ontology annotation, biological process: proteolysis. The transcript has 20 exons. Gene Ontology annotation, cellular component: membrane.